This is a messenger RNA of Betta splendens (Siamese fighting fish), 1549 nucleotides long. RefSeq names its product glucose-6-phosphatase catalytic subunit 1-like. Gene Ontology annotation, molecular function: glucose-6-phosphatase activity. The record is from RefSeq and is a predicted model, not a curated record. Gene Ontology annotation, biological process: glucose 6-phosphate metabolic process; gluconeogenesis. Lineage: Eukaryota; Metazoa; Chordata; Actinopteri; Anabantiformes; Osphronemidae. Gene Ontology annotation, cellular component: membrane.
AUGGGGGGGUAAAGGUUAAAUAACCUGCCUGUACUGUCCCAAAGGCAAACAACUGCCUUAGACCUGAAUAAAGUCCAAUGGGGAUCAGACCCAGGCAGAGCAGAGGUGAGAGAAAGAGUGUGGCAGCAGCGUACGCAGCAGCAGAGACACAGCGCCUCGCGUUGUGGCAUCAUGGAUCUUCUCCACAGCUGGGGGGUCGAGCUGUCGCUCCACCUCCAGACCAAGUACAGCCGAUACGAGGAGCUGUUCGCACUGGCCUCCACCGUGGCCGACCUGCACACCACCUUCUUCUGCCUGUUCCCGGUCUGGUUCCACGUGCGGAGGAACACGGGCCUCAGGCUGCUGUGGGUGGCGGUGAUCGGGGACUGGCUCAACCUGGUCCUGAAAUGGGUUCUGUUUGGAGAGAGACCGUACUGGUGGGUGCACGAGACCCGGUUCUACGGAGCAGGACCGGCCCCGUCUCUGCAGCAGUUCCCCAUCACGUGUGAGACUGGGCCAGGAAGCCCCUCGGGUCACGCCAUGGGGGCCGCUGGGGUCUGGUUCGUGAUGAUAACGGCGCUGCUUUCUAUUGCAACUGAGCAGCGCUGCCCCCACUGCUCUACAAGUCUCAGAUUCUUGCAGCUGGGCCUGUGGGGGCUGAUGGGCCUGGUCCUGCUGGUGGUGUGCAUGUCCAGGGUUUACAUGGCCGCUCACUUCCCACACCAGGUGAUAGCAGGCGUCGCCACCGGUCUAGUCGUGGCUCAGCUCGUGUCCAGUCAGACGUGGCUCUACGGCGUCAGCAUGAGCAGGUACUUCUUGGUGACCCUCUUCUUGACCUCCUUCGCUGUGGGCUUCUACGUCCUCCUCAAAGCGCUGGGUGUUGACCUGCUGUGGACUCUGGACAAAGCCCAGAGGUGGUGCCUCCGGCCCGAGUGGGUCCACCUGGACUCCACGCCCUUCGCCAGCCUGCUGCGUAACAUGGGCAGCCUGUUCGGCCUGGGCCUGGGCCUGCACUCGCCGCUCCACAACAACAAGACCAAGAGCACGAGUGUUGUUUUCAAGACAGGCUGCAUCACUGUGUCUUUGCUCCUGCUUCAUUUCUUAGAUGGAUGGACAUUUUCUUCUGAAAACCACAUGACUUUCUACUUCCUGUCCUUCAGUAAGAGUGUAGUUGCCCUUCUGAUCCCCACCACCCUGGUGCCUUGGGCUCUCUGCAGGGUUUGCAGGGGAAAGGGAGAAGACAAGAAGUUGUGAAUAAGGUUCAAAUUGUAGUUUGAAGUCAGUUAUUAUGUAGAUUUUACAAAGAUUGUUUCACAUUUUCAAGUUCAAGACUUUAUAUAGAAUGUUACAGCAGAGCACGAGGCCACACAAACCUGUGUAUAACUGUCACACUAUGAAUUUAAAGGACAAGACACAUGUUCAUAAAGGCGGGAUUGUUAUUUGAUUUUUGAUCUGAAUGAAAAGCAUUGUUUCUUACUUUGCUGUUCUGUCCUGCUGCUUUUCUCUGAAUGUCAGAAACACCAAUACUGAUUAAUUCUUCAGCAGGAACAAUGAUUAAAUAUUAACCUGA